GGGAGCAUCUUGCUUCUCGCACGCGCCGCUCCCCCUCUUCCUCGCGAGCCUUUUGUGUUUGAAUCUCACAUAUCAAUAAUUCAGGCGCGCGCGACGGAGCUCCCUCCCGCGCGCUAUGACUUCUGCUGCCUCGUCACUCGUGCAGGGCCCCUCCGCAGCGCGCGCCACUCCCGCGUAACCCGCGUGUCUCCAGGUGACAAGAAAGAAAAAGAAGAUUUAAAAUAAAGAAAGAGAAGUGAGGAAAAGUGGGAAUCUGAGCGGAGGGAAGAAGCCCCCCAAAAAAUAUAAACAGUCUGGUUCCCUCUCACAGAAAGAAGAGAGUUUGCUUGUUAAAAAGAAAACGGAGUGCCACCUUAAAUCAAAGACCUCCUCGCGCUUCAUCAAAGGGAAAAACCGGGAGCCUCGUCCUUCCACCUGACUUUGUUUUCAGGGGGAUCAGACCCGUCGACGCGGGGAAGUUGCUCCUGCUCCGGUAUGUUGGCGGUUUGCCUGCUCAGCGCCGUGUGGCUCGCGGCGGCUCCGGCCCGCGCGCAGAACGAGACGGAACCGAUCAUCCUGGAGGGGAAGUGUCUGGUGGUCUGCGACUCCAACCCCACCGCCGACCCCACCGGCACCGCGCUCGGCAUCUCCGUGCGCUCCGGCAGCGCCAAGGUGGCGUUCUCCGCGGUCCGCAACACCAACCACGAGCCCUCCGAGAUGAGCAACCGGACCAUGGUCAUCUACUUCGACCGGGUUCUUGUAAACAUUGGGAAGAAUUUUGACGAGGAGAGAAGUAAUUUCAUCUCACCACGCAAAGGGAUUUACAGUUUUAACUUCCAUGUGGUGAAAGUCUACAACCGCCAAACUAUACAGGUGAGCCUGAUGCACAACGGCUGGCCGGUGAUCUCGGCGUUCGCGGGCGACCAGGAUGUGACGCGCGAGGCGGCCAGCAACGGCGUGCUGAUCCAGAUGGAGAAGGGAGACCGGGCCUACCUCAAACUGGAGAGAGGAAACCUCAUGGGAGGAUGGAAAUACUCCACCUUCUCCGGCUUCCUGGUGUUUCCCAUGUAGAGGAAACCGGAGAGGAAGAGGAGGAGCAAGGGGUGGAAACGAAGGAGGAGCUGGUGGAAGAUGGAAAUUACGACGAAGGUGGGGAUGGAGAAAGAGAAAAAAACGGACGUGAAUGAGAUGGCCUUAAAGGAGGAGAAGAAGGAGGAAGAGAGAAGAGGAGGAUGUGACAAGAGACUUCUGUUUGGGACGCUGCGGAGGGUGGAGGGAAGAGGACGGAUGGGAGAAGUUAGAGCGAUGUAAGAGCAUGACACAGAAUGAUUAAACAAGGGUAACGCGAGAGGAGAAUGGUGGAGCCAGCACACGCGAGUGUACGGCCAGCUUCUUCACUUCCCCUCCUCCUUUCAUCCAUCCUGUCAUUCAUCCUUUUCCUCUGUUUUCUCUGUGGCUCGACUGCAGCUUUGGACAGCCAAAACUUUUUUUAUUCUCUGCUGACAGACGCAAUUGAUCAUUUAUAUGUUCCAGAGUGUUUUAAAAGCCCGAGUGUAACCCCCACCCCCCCGUCCCUCCGUCCCUCCGUCCCUCCACAUUCAUCAUUCAAUCAUUAAUUAUCGAUCUCCAUCAAUCGAAGCUUUGAAGAAUGUUUCUCGGAGAACUGCUCCUAUCAUCUCCCGCUUAUUUUACUCUUUGUUUUCAUAUUCUAGACAUAAAUCGCACUGAUUCUGGAUCAGCCUCCACCACAAAGCCAAGCUAGAACUUUUUUUUAGAGGGGCGACGCUGAACCCUGAUCCCAAAAUCAGGAGCUGAGGAAACAUUUACCUCCCUGUCAGCUUUGUUUUAUACUUAUAUAUAAAUCGCUGUCUUUUCCUGAUUCCUAGACAGUCAAGUGUCCCUCUCCCAUUCUUUCAUCCGCCUGCUAACUUCUUGCAUAUAGUCCCGCUCCUUCCCUCUGCUUCCCUGUCAGUCUCGUCCCUUUUGUCUUCGACUCAGAUGUCUCGGUUCCUAACAGCAGCCGGCAGUAAUGGUAAAUAUUUGCUUGCCAGCUGCGAGCAUCAGACACGUCUUCAAAUCUAAGAAUAGUCGACCGCGGUGUCCAGCUGUGACUCACAGAAAACACUUAGUGUACGAAACAACAGCUGACGUCUUUACAGUCCUUGAUGAAAACCAAUAUAUGAAAUUUAAAUGCAUGUGCAAAUAAUAGAUAAUAAUAAAUAAUAAAAAUAAUAGUUUCCCAGAUUUUUCUACAUACAAUCUCUUUCUAAAGGUGACGCUUCCCAGACGGGGAAACAUUCACCUGAGACAUUUACCAAGAAACCAAAUGUUAAUGGUGAAUUAAUAUUGAAUGCGUCCCCCCCCCCCACGGCUGGAUUAACCUCCUGCAGGGUGAUAUGUUAAUACUCAACAUGUUGUGACUGUUGAAUAUGUUUCACUUGGGCUUCAACUCUGAACUAAUAUAAAUAUUUGUCUCAGAUAAAAUCCCACAAUCUGGAAAAAAUUAGAUUUUAAGUUCCACAAGAGCAGGGCCACAGAAUAGAGGAUAGAAGUGUUUUUAUUCUAGUUCAGGCGUGAAAAUCUUUAACGAAUUCAGCAUUAAUCAAAUUAUAAUAACACGGAUGAUAUGGAGUAAACCUUUGGCUUCUAGGGGCCCUCGGGGCUCUGGGGCCACUGGGCAGUUUCCCUACACUUGACCUGACCCUUAAAUAGUUAAUGAUAUCAAGUCAUGACACUUGGUUAAUGUUAGAAAAAAGAUUGAUUAAAUACUGGAAAAGUCAAUAAAACCCUCCAUCUAUCAGCUCUACAGCUUAUCCUCUAUUUGAGGGUCACCUGAGGGGCCGGGGUAGACCCUGGACUUCAGGGUCUCCAUCGUAACGCAGGGGCCACAAGACUCAAUGCGUUUGGUAUUAACCUUUAACCACAACUAACAUUAACCAAAUUUAUACCUAAAGAGAUCAGAAGAAAAUGAAAAAGGCAGUUUUACAUUUCUGAAAAUGCAGAAUCUCUAGAUAUACAGAAGAGUUGAUAACCAGAGGAAUUUCAGAUCCACACUUAGAUAAAUUCCUCACGUAAUCAAUACUCCCCCACGACUCUCUUGUGACCGUAUCUAAUGAAACUAAUAUCGGUAUUGAUAGAAGUCGCACACAGAGUAUUGCUCUACUUUGCUACUUCAGUGUUUUUAUCGUCUCUCUGGCAGCCAAACAAACGUUGGAAUCGACCUCCAUUCUGUCCGACCAUCCCUCCUCCACACCUCCACCCCCUCCCUCCCUCCGUCUGUCUCUCCAUCCCCGCUGCUGUGUUUCACAGCCACACCCCUCCUCUCUUCUCUCGACUAUGCUGUUUACCCACAAGUGCAGAUUUCUCUCUCUUCCUUUAUUUAUUUAUUUUUUUGUACGCCUUUGUUACCCUCCCUCUCCUCCGCCCCUCCGCGACCCGACCGCCUCUCCUUCCCCGUGUCUGUACUUUAUCUGCUGCUGUACUCGUUUGCUUCCCAGCACGGGUCCUUCCGCGCUUUUCUUCAACGUUGGACUUUUGGACACUGAAACCAACUUACAACCACAAACUCUAUUAUAUAUAUAAAUAUAUAAAUACAUAAAUUUACACAGUAUAUGGAUAUAUACAUAUAUCGAAAAAUCUAAGCCACUGUUUCUAUUCUACUGGUAUUAUGAUGAUAAUAAUGAUAAUACUAAUACUGGAAAAACCGAAUCUGGUUGAUGACUAUAAUAUCUGUACUUCCGUACUUCAGUGUUAUAUAAAAGAAAAAAUAUUCUACGAGAAACUUACUAGUGAUUGUGUGGAAAAUCUGAGGCUGCCGUUCUGCUCUUCUGAUUAAAAACAUGCUUCUUGUUUUUGUUUUGGGUCAAACCAAGUUGUGGCUAAAAAGCUGAAUCUACUACUUCUAUAGAAAAACCUGCAGCUAAAGAGGACUUUUAUUUGUUUAUUAUUAUCAUAACUAUGAUUAUGAUUAUGAUUAUUAUUAAUAUCUUGACUGUAAAUUACAUGUGAAUAUUUAGACGAUGAUGAUAUUCUUUGAUUUCUCAAUCAAUCAAAUCGAUUUAUCUACUGUUUUUUCUUAUUUCUUUGCUCUGAUGAAAUCAAUAAAAUUUAAAUGGGACUUUUA
Hippoglossus stenolepis (Pacific halibut) is the source of this 4102-nucleotide messenger RNA. It is a transcript of the gene cbln1, whose product is annotated as cerebellin 1 precursor. The record is from RefSeq and is a predicted model, not a curated record. The transcript has 3 exons. NCBI's taxonomy places the organism in Eukaryota, Metazoa, Chordata, Actinopteri, Pleuronectiformes, Pleuronectidae. Gene Ontology annotation, molecular function: protein binding. The coding region runs from base 475 to 1050 and encodes 191 amino acids. Gene Ontology annotation, cellular component: glutamatergic synapse; synaptic cleft.